Messenger RNA from Magallana angulata, 6277 nucleotides. RefSeq names its product kinesin-like protein KIFC3. The transcript is spliced from 21 exons. Bases 1157 to 4063 code for a protein of 968 amino acids. The record is from RefSeq and is a predicted model, not a curated record. Gene Ontology annotation, molecular function: ATP binding; microtubule motor activity; microtubule binding. NCBI's taxonomy places the organism in Eukaryota, Metazoa, Mollusca, Bivalvia, Ostreida, Ostreidae. Gene Ontology annotation, biological process: microtubule-based movement.
UGCACUGGGGGCAUUUUUGUAAUUGAUUUCUUGAAAAGAAUAGUGUAUUCAGUGGCCUUCCCGAAUAUUGACCUCCCCAGGUGGUAUUUGAUUAUUUUUGACUUGUGGACAAUGUGGUAUGGUUUUAUCCCCUACCUUUACUAUUAUGUGUUGUAUAUAAAUAAUAUUGAAAGGCAACCGUGGCAAAUAUACAGUAUAUCAACUCAAUUGGAAUGCGCAGGCUGGUUGCUCCGAUGUUUAAAGUUAGAGUAGUUCUUGUAAGUUAUUUUGAUAAUCAUCUAGAUCUAAAUUCAUGAAGGCCAAACUUUUUGCAUAAAUUCAUUUGGAAUGUUAAUUAAUUGGUGAUUGAUUUCCACAGACUCUACUAAAAUUUAGCACUGACCGAUUAUAAUGAUUUGAUCCACUGUACUUUUCAUAUUAUGUCAUGGUUCAAACUAACAAAGGGAAGGGGUGGGGGUAGCUAUAAACUUAAAUGCAUGUGUGGUAAGUGUCCUUAUGUGACACUAAUUUGUCAUUUAAUGUGAUGCCAGGGUUCAUGGUAUAUAAGUUUGAAUUUCAGAUAUAAAGGAAUCUUUGUAACAAUCCGUAAUUUAUUUGAUUUGUACAUACAAUAGCAACAGUUGCAAAUAGGAGUAGGACAUGAAUGUAAACUUUGUCUUUUUUCUCUUUGGGAGUGACUGUGGAACUUGUGUCAAUAUCAUUGCACAACAGUUGAGUGUAUAUAUAGAGAUAAAUCUCAUUUCUGUUGUAAUUGUACCACUCAAUGUCAUUUACCUAUUCAGAAAUCAAAAAACUUUUAAACAUAUAGCAAGGAGUAAGUUUUAAUCCAUUUAAACUUCAUAUGUUAAGUGUUUUCUUUUCUUUUUUAAAGAAGAGGAAAAUUGAAUGUAAUUAACAUGGAUUACAAAUUCUCUUUAGAAGGCAUUAUACUGAAAGAUUAGGAAGGGCUAAUUUGGACCUUGUCUUUUGUUCGAGCGCUACGGUUCCUAAUCGCAAUGGUCCACAAUUUUAUAAGUGCUUGUUCCAAGGAUAUUCUAGGUUUCUACAAAUGUGUUGGCUUGUGUUUUGUGGUGUUCAAUUCUUUUCAAUGUGACCACAAGGAAUAAAGUUUUAAACCAGUUACUUAUGGGAUUUUUUUCGAUUUCAUGACCAGAGGAUGAUUAGAAAAUUUGCGUACAACAAAAUGAACUCCAAAGUGCUCCUUCCUGGGACACCUACAUCUAAGAUCAAGGAGCCUGCCUUCAGGACUCCUAUGUCCUACAGCCCAAGGAUUGUCGGUAACAAGCCAGUCCCCUCACCCUCACGCUCAGAACUGUGGAAGAAACAGUUGGGCUUUGAAGAUGACAUUCCUGUUGACUCCCCUGUGGAAUCAGAAGACGAGAACUCUCUUGAUGAGUCAGAUGAUAAAGAGAACAUUUCCAUUGUGGAAUACAAGACCUUACAGAAGCAACUGGAUGAGAGAAAUUCAGAGAGAGAUGAGCUCCUAUUUACCAUCAGAAAUCUGUCAGAGAAGAACAAAAAAUACAAACAGAAAUUGGAAAAAGAGGAGAUGACAAAGAGACAGCAGAUGAGGAUUCUGUGUAAGACACAGGAGAUAAACCUGAUGGAGAAGGACAAGCUUAUCGGGAACCUCCAGAGUCUGGUAGAGGAGCAGGAGGGACGGCUGGUGGAGGCAGAGACCGCCACAAACAGUAAUGGCAGUCAAAAGCUCCAAGGAAAUGCUAACAGUGCUGCAUACAAUAAGAUGGUAGAGGACAUAAAGCGCCUUCAUGAGGAGAAAGUCAGCCUUACAAAGCAGCUGGAGUUAGUCCAGUCAGAGAUGGAGAAUCAUUCAUGCAUGAAUGGAGUCAGUGACGACUCCAAUCAAGAAAUCAUCACAAGACUAGAAAAAGAAAAGAAGGAAUUACAAGAGGAACUCAACAAAUACAACAAAAACAGUGUGCAGCCCUCAGACACAGGUCCCUGCCACACAGACACAGAGAAACAGGUGGAGAAGCUGCUGUCCCACAACAAGGAACUAGACGAGGAAGUACAGGAGCUGCGGCAGUCACAGGCCCGCUCCACUUCCUUGUUCGAGGAGGGCGUAAAAAAACAAAAGGACCUAGAAGAAGAACUGAAGAUAUACAGAGAAAAGCUGACAAAGCUUCAGGAAAGCCUACAGAAGAAAACGGAGGAACAGAAGGAGGGCGAACUAAAACACCGAGAUCAAGUCAGCAAACUACAGGAGGAGCACCGUGUGACCUCACGGAGAAUGAGGGACCUGAUGGUGGAGGUGACGCACCUACAGGCCAGGGAACCCGAGGUUGUCACCAAAAUCAAGGUACAGGAAGUGCAGGUGGAGUCGCAGGAGACACUGGACAGCCUGAGGGUGUGUGAGAGGGAGAGGGAGGAGUACCGCGCCCAGCUGGAGGACAGUCAGUCCCAGCAUUACCAGCUCUCAGCCCUUCUGGAGCAGGAACAAGGGCUCAAUGAGCAGCUCUCAGACCAGGUCAACAAACAGAAAGAAAGGCUGAUAAGCUUGGCACAGGAAACUGCAGAAAAACUGGAAGAAGCUGAGAGAGCGAAAGAGGCAGCCAUUCAGAACACAAAAAAGCAAAUGGAGAGAAACCUCAAGCAUCUGGAGGCUCGAUAUAAACAACUAUGUGAGCAAGCUUCCUUAGUCCUACCAGCCUAUCAGGAGCUGUUUAAGUCCUACACACAGCUGCAGGCUCAAUGUAGGCAGUUCCCACAGGCCUUACAGACAGCCAUUACUGGUAUCAAUAACCAGAUAUGUCAGGCCAUCAGGAAUAUAGGUGACUAUAAUAAGGAUCUGGUGAGGCGUUACCACAAAGAAAUGCAGCUUAGAAAGAAAUACCACAAUGAACUGGUUGAACUGAAAGGCAACAUCAGAGUAUUUUGUCGAGUUCGGCCCAAGAUUAAAGAGGAUGGCGGUGGCGUGAUGGGGAAUAUCGUGGUGGAUUACGACAGAGACGAUAAUGGUCUGAUCUACGUGAACAACAAGGGGAGAUCACAGACGUUUGAAAUGGACCUGGUGUUCACACCAGAAAGCACACAGCAACAGGUGUUUGAUGAGGUCCAGUCCCUGGUGACGUCCUGCGUGGAUGGCUUCAAUGUCUGUAUUUUUGCGUAUGGACAGACUGGCUCAGGAAAGACGUUCACGAUGGAGGGUAACAAGGAUAACCCAGGCAUCAACCAGCGAGCCCUGGCCAUGCUGUUUAAGGAGACAGAGGACCGAGGCCAGGACUGGACCUACACCAUCACCGUCAGUGUAAUGGAGAUCUACAACGAAAUGAUCAGGGAUCUACUGAGUGGAGACCCCUCAUACAAAAUGGAGGUGAAGAUGAAAUCAGACGGAGGUUUACAUGUGCCAGGCUUGUGUUCAGAAGAAGUCAAAUCUGUGGAGGACGUUAACCAGGUAUUUGCUCUGGGUCAGAAGAAUCGAGCCACGGCUACAACCAACAUGAAUGAACAUUCCUCACGGUCCCACGCUCUGCUGACGGUGCAGGUGCUUGGUGUCAACAAGACAACAAACGUCCGAACUAUGGGGAAACUUAACCUAGUGGACUUGGCAGGGUCUGAGCGAGUCAGUAAGUCUGGUGCAGAUGGAACUCGACUCAAGGAGGCCCAGAACAUCAACAAGUCGCUGUCCUGUUUAGGGGACGUAAUCCAUGCGCUGAGGAGUAAACAGAGCCAUGUUCCCUAUAGGAACUCCAAACUCACCUACCUACUGCAGGACUCGCUAGGUGGUGACAGCAAAACCUUGAUGAUUGUGCAGAUUGCUCCAGUGGAGAAAAACCUGGGAGAAUCUGUGUGCAGUUUGAAUUUUGCGCAACGUGUUCGAACCGUUGAACUGGGUCAGGCAAGCAGACAAGUGGUUCAAACAGGAGAUGAGACAAAUGGAGUCUCACCAAGCACCCCCAACAAGGCCCCCUCUACCCCCACCCGGUCUGUGAGUAUGAACACCCCCACCGGACGACAGCACACCCCCAUCAUCAUGAACAGGACCCCUGGCAGUUCUAACAAAGGCUCAUCUCUCCGCUACCCAAGGAGACCUGACAAAUAGCCACUGCUGAUCAAGUUAUAAUUGUGAUUGGAGACUCUGUUAAAGGGGCAUAACUCUGUAUGCUAACUAGUAAAUAUGUUGUGCAGUGUUCUACAUAACUUUCAUACAGCAUAUAGUGGUUAUGUCCCUUUCAGCGUACAUGAUCUCAUCAAAUUCCUGCAAUUUUAUACCUCGGUGAAAUUUUUUUUAGUGCUGGCAAUAUCAUUCCUGUUUUUAAUGAUGAAUGUAUAUGGGUAUUUUUACAUUUCUUUUUUCCUCUUUGAUAGUUAUUUUUUUCAUAAUCCACCAGUAAGAUCUAAGAUUUGUUUUUACAGAAGUGGGUGCUUUAGUUUGAUAAUGAGAUAGAAUUGUGUUCUUUUGAUAAGGUUCAAGUAUCCCACUGCUAAAUGAUGUAUGAACUACAUUAUGGGAGUACAAAGGAAUAAGACUUAAAGAGCAAGGUGGUGUUACUCUAGUAUGUAUUUUUGUGAUUGUUGAAGAUGAUACAAUUACAAUGUAGUGAUCACUUUUCUUACUUGUAGAUUGUUUAUGGAUUGUACUAUUGUCAAAGAUUCGGGUUUUUAAACAACAUUUUAAAACCAAUCUUUGCUCUUUUCUUUUUAUUUAAAUUCAUAAAGGAGUGUGCAAUAAAUUCCUAAUUACUUUUGAUCGUAACAACGUUCUGGUCAUAGAUAUGCAAAGUCUGAGGGGGAAAAAAAUGGAUGUAUCAAUUUUAUUUUGUCAAUGAUGAAAUUAACUUCUUGUUUUUAAAUUCAUACGUGCAUUUAUUUUUUGGAUUUCAAUUUUCUACCUAAUUUCAAAGAGAAUUUCAGUGUACAAUGUAAAUACAAUGUAUGAAAGUACAUGUAUACUGGUGCAUGUAAGGAGAAAGCAAAAUGACUUUUGCAAAAACAUCAAUGACAUGAUGAAUUUGCAAACUAGCAAUAAUAAAACCUGUAUUAACUGGGUUUUUUUCCAAAUUUCUAUAACAAUUUAUUUUUAAGUAUCCUGUUUCCUUAACUUGUUUAGUGUAAAAAUAGGUUCAUUAUUUUAUCAAUUCUAUCAAAGCCAGAGUAAAGCGUUUUAGUUUAGAGCAUAUCAUUUGAGUAGGCUUCCUUACUGGUUUGAAUUGCAAUCCAAAUUAUGCUUAGAUUCAUAAAAGUUUUACUUUCAUAAAUGUAAAAUGAUUUGAAUUGUAAAUGAUGUGUUUUUCUAGUCCUGUAAUCAUUUUAUUUUGUUUUGACAUUUUUCUUGUGAUUGAAAAGUGCCUUGAUGGUAGAUUAGUAAUGUAAAACUGAUAUUGCUUGUAUCGUAUCAGUAUGGUACAAAAAUUAUAUCAUAAAUCAGUGAUAUAUAUACAAAUAUAUCACCCGUUGUGAUAUCUGAAGUGAUACAUUUAAUUUGUGUGAUAUUUUUUCAUUUAAACCAUGAAAUCUUGUUAAAGAAAUUAAUUGCAUGCCUUGGAUACUGCUUCAAUACUAAAUUUUGUAUUUAAUUGUAAUGUGGAUAUUGUGUAGCCUUAAUACACUACCUGUAGAACCAAUUGAAUGCAUUUGAUUCUUGUGUUCCUUACCAUCUACAAUUGUGCUUGUCCCAUAAUUAAUUUUCACUAUGAACUGUUGUCAUAAAAGAUAGCACCUUUGCAAAAUGAAAGCUAUUGAAGACAAUGACUGUGGACUGAAGAUUCAUGAUUUAAUUAAUGCAUCUUAUAGUCUGUGCAAUGUGCCAAAGAUUUGCAGAAUUCAUAAACUUCUGUCAAUACUCAUUUCUUUACUGUUAAAACUAUCUUUGGUUGUUUAUUGUCCUUUCAUCAUUUACAUGUAAUGGCACACUAGAUGCCAAAGUAGGGGUUGACUGCAGUUGUUCAUAUAAAACUUAAUAAUAAAAUUCUUGUACAGGGCUUUCAUUUCAUUGAGUUCUGGUGGAUCUGUACUUUAAAUUGUUCUCUAAGGUGUAUGAGCAGGGAAAGCAUAUUGUUGGACCUGCAUAUUUCAAAUAACUUACGAUAUUGAACCUCUGUAAAUUUCAAAUUAUGAAAUUCCUUUGAUGAUUUUUUUUAGUUGCAAAUGAUUCAUUUUGGAUCAGAUUGUUUUGUGCAUGUGAAGACAUCUUUAUGUUCAUCUGCAGAGCGAAGGAAUUUUUUGCUCUACAUCUUUCUUUAUAAUCACUUCUGUUUCGUUUAUAAUAUAUCUCCUUAAACAUAUGGAGGUGAUUAAAUAAAUUUUUCAAAAAAAA